AAGCAACACGAUCACGAACACUGUUGCUAUCCACGCGCGCAUCUAUCGCUGGCUGUCACACGACAAAGGUUUGCGCCACGUAGGUGUUCAGUACUAACGGGCACCUGUUCUGUGAGGUCAAUACAAAGCCCAGACGGAAUGUGUUAACUGUGAUGCGUCAACACAUCAUUGUUUAAACUUGUUGUAAAGGUCGUCAUUCAAGAUUCGAAAAUGAAAUUUAACGAUAUUUUUGAGUAUCUGGGUGAUUUUGGAACUUACCAGAAGCGGAUCUACUUUCUGCUUUGCUGGCCUGCUGUCUUCACUGCAAUGCAAAUGAUGGUCGCUGUAUUCACUCUCAACAUUCCAAAUCACAGAUGUGCUCUCCCCGGUGUCAGCAACGACACAUACGCUGUCCAAGGACCUGACCACGAGCUCCUCCUUAACGCCACCAUACCCUGGAAGACGGAGAAAGGCGUCAGUGUCAGGGACUCCUGUCUCAUCUACAAGGACGAUGUUUCAGGAGGUCAGAACAGAACAACCCAGGAAUGCAGCGCCUGGGUGUACGACAACUCCGUCUUCAAGAACACUGUUAUCACAGAGCUGAACAUGGUUUGCGCAGAUAAAGGCCUAAGGUCUCUUGCCAACAGCAUUCUAAUGGCAGGACUUCUCUGUGGAUCUCUUGUUCUGGGCAUCAUCUCGGACAUCAUCGGGCGCAAGCCAGCGCUGAUGGUAUCCAUCCUGCUACACAUCGGUACAGGAGUUGGAACAGCGUUUGCUCCGAACUUCGUGGCUUUCGUCAUUCUCAGAUUCUUUAACGGUGCUUCCAAUAUCGGCCUCUUUAUACCGUCUUUUGUGAUAGUAAUGGAACUCGUUGGUCCUGCCAAACGAACAUUGGGUGGUAUGAUCAUCCAGUCCUUUUGGGCCGUGGGUCUGUUCAUUGUUGGAGCUCUGGCCUACUUCAUUCGUGACUGGCAUCAUCUCCAACUCGCCAUCUCCGUCCCAGCUGUGGUACUGCUCGGCUUGUACUGGUUAGUCCCCGAGUCACCAAGAUGGCUGCUGUCACGUGGUCGCGAGCAGGAAGCAGAAACAAUCCUCAGAAAAGCAGCAGAAGUGAACGGCGUGACUCUUCCACAGAAGCUAUUUGACAAGGACACACUGGAUGACGGUCCCCAGGCCAAGAUUACAGAGAUGUUCACCUCCCCAGUGCUCCUCGUCAGGACUCUCAUCAUCUUCUUCAACUGGCUUGUUGUCAGUAUGGUUUUCUACGGUCUUGGUCUGAACGUUGGAAAUCUCGGCGGUGACAUCCACCUAAACUUUACCAUCGCAAAUAUCGUGGAGACAGCAUCCUACGUCAUGUGUCUGUUUCUGCUGGCUCGACUGGGCCGGAAGUUCCUACACUGUGGCAGUAUGUUGGUGGGAGGGAUUGCAUGUAUUGCCACCAUCUUCCCGGUUUUGUAUGGGGGCAAAGAGCUGGAAUGGGUGACAAUUACUCUGUCGAUGAUUGGCAAGUUUGGAGCAUCUGCUGCUUUUGCCAUUAUUUACAUUUUUGCUGCGGAGCUGUUCCCUACUGUUGUGAGAAACUCCGGCAUGGGCGGCAGCUCCUUCUCGGCCCGUAUUGGAGGAAUACUGUCCCCUUACAUUGCUGAUCUGGGCACAAUAGUUGAUGGUGACUUCGGAAACGCACUCCCCCUUCUGGUAUUUGGUGCUAUGACAGUAGCGGCGGGGAUACUGGCACUGUGGCUGCCAGAAACACUGAAUCGAAAACUGCCGGAAACUAUCGACGAUGCCAAAGUUUUUGGAAAGAGCAGUAACAAAUCCUAUGAACUUGAUCACUCAGUCAAAAAGUCUACCACCAAAAAAGGAGUAUGACAAUCCAACAUUCGACAAGUGCUGAAGAGAACAGACUGCAACAAGAAAACCUAUUGCUUGUGUCAUAUAUUAUUUUCAGUUAUGUUAUAUUUAUCAUGGACUCACAUGAUGUUUACAAUGUAUGAAUCCACAUGCAAACAUUUCUUUUGGAAAUCCAACCUAUGAGUGUAGACCUAUGUUUUCGUACUAAUCCGUUUCGUGGCUGUAGUAGGGUAACACACUGAAGGACUUUCAUGAGCAUAGACUGCUCUGAUUUCAGUGUCGGUGUGUUUGUUUACAAACAGGUGAUUUUGAUGUUGCAAGCAAGCAUUGAACAUUGUGACGUCUUGCGGACAAAACAAUUUGGUAUGGACAAUCGGACUGCAAUAAUGUCUGAUGACUAAUGAAGUACAUGUAAUUAGUGCAUGUCUAAAUAGUACUUUUACUGAUUUUGAAAACUAAUCAAUACAAUUAAAAACUGAAUUCAGUAUUUGAAUAAGUUUUGCAUGAUAAUUACAUCAAGAAGGCUACUAACUAGAAACCUAGAUGAAUAAACAAGUACUUGGUUUGACAAUGUCUUCAACUACAUUGUCGACCAAAUGUUGUGGCAUUGUUUAAAUGACGAUUGUGCAUACCAGAACAUAGAGACAAAAAAGUAUUUACAUAUUGCAAGCUGCAGAAGUAAAAUAUAUUGUUAAGUGGCAGUGUGAUUCAUUGUGUGACAAUUUUCCAGGUGUAUGACAUUGUACAGUAGGGGGUAGUGGUGUGUUAUAUUUAGGCAUAUAUUAAAACAGCGUUCUGGAACA
Haliotis rubra (blacklip abalone) is the source of this 2633-nucleotide messenger RNA. RefSeq names its product organic cation transporter protein-like. Lineage: Eukaryota; Metazoa; Mollusca; Gastropoda; Lepetellida; Haliotidae. Bases 211 to 1848 code for a protein of 545 amino acids. The record is from RefSeq and is a predicted model, not a curated record. The transcript is spliced from 10 exons. Gene Ontology annotation, biological process: transmembrane transport. Gene Ontology annotation, cellular component: membrane. Gene Ontology annotation, molecular function: transmembrane transporter activity.